Molecule: messenger RNA, 1422 nt
Organism: Xenopus laevis (African clawed frog)
Lineage: Eukaryota; Metazoa; Chordata; Amphibia; Anura; Pipidae
Gene: grina.S
Product: protein lifeguard 1
Exons: 10
Coding region: 173-1120 (315 amino acids)
Source: RefSeq, a predicted model, not a curated record
UCACUAGGAGCAGAGCACAGGGCAGGCACAGCAAUUGAUUGGGGCGGGGGGAAAAACUGUUCCCCUUUGGUAGUGCUCAGCCGAAACCUGUCACUGGCUCUCACAGAAGUGUGUGUCAUAGGAAGAAAACGCAGGGACACGGAGAGAAGAGAGAAAAAAAGAAGCACAACAAAUGGAGAAGAGUGGAGAGAACCUCAGCAGUUUUUCAAACCCCCAAACAAACUACGGUUAUGCUCAGAAUCCAGUUUAUCCGCCAGAUAUGUCGGGUGGUCAUUCUGUCCCAGUUUAUAUGCCCCCUCCUCCUAGUUACAGUGAACAAGAUCCAGCCGUACUAAAUGCCCCAAAUAACAACCCGUCUUCUCAAGUUUUCCUUGGAGCAAACAGUUACCCUGAGCAUGAUGCAGAAGCUGGCCCUCCAGAGUAUACCUUUGGUGUGGCUGACAGCAGCCCUUUCUCAGAGAGUGUGAUCAGAAGAGCUUUCAUCAGGAAGGUUUACCUAACCUUGGCCAUGCAGCUAGCUCUCACUGUUGGACUUAUCUGCAUGUUUAUUUUUUGGAAAAGACUGAAGUACUGGGUGCAGGAUUACCCAUAUAUUGUGUAUGCCCUCUGCCCUGCAAUCAUUAUUCUGGCUCUGGUCCUUGCAUGCUGCCAGCAAGUGCGCCGUAAAGUGCCCUACAACUUCAUCUUUCUUGGACUAUUUACUGCAGUGGAAGGAUGCAUGCUUGGAACCCUAGCCGCACUCUUCGAUGCUGAUGCAGUUAUGUGGGCUGGCGUAGCCACAAUAGUUGUCACAUUGGGACUGACCAUUUUUGCACUACAGACAAAGUGGGACUUCACCAUGCUUUCUGGGGGACUGUGCGUUGCAUUGCUGGUGCUAAUGUGCUUUGGCGUAUUGUGUGCAAUCCUGAGAUCAAUGUACCUCAAUAUAGUGUAUGCGUCCAUUGGAACCUUCAUCUUUGGAAUGUACUUGGUUGUGGACACGCAGUUGAUAGUUGGUGGGAAACAUCGCUAUGCCAUAAACCCAGAAGAAUAUAUCUUUGCUGCCCUCAACAUCUACUUGGACAUUGUCAAUCUCUUCCUUUUACUGCUGCAGAUUUUUGGGAUCUGCGGUUCUAAUUAAUCAAUUGACAAUCAAGCUAAUUAUUGUGCCACAAGGCCUGCGUGCGUUUAUCAGCAUUCGCAUAACUGCAGCCAUUUUGCAUCACCCACGCGCAACAGCCUCUACAGAGAAAAACCAGAGCUUUUUUACAGCUCAUUGCACUCAUUUGUAAAAUCUUUGUUCCUAUGUCUAUUUUAACUAUUUAUUUAAUGAAAGUGUUCUUCCUCUUAAAGAAUAACUCGCCUGUGAAUUAGUUGCUCUGUAGUAAAAAAAUAAAAUCAAUGUCUUUAUCAUAUAGGGUACUAAAAAGGAUUCAGUCUUGA